Messenger RNA from Mycosarcoma maydis (corn smut), 1881 nucleotides. RefSeq lists its product as uncharacterized. The transcript has a single exon. Gene Ontology annotation, biological process: uroporphyrinogen III biosynthetic process. Gene Ontology annotation, molecular function: uroporphyrinogen-III synthase activity. The record is from RefSeq and is a predicted model, not a curated record. The coding region runs from base 1 to 1881 and encodes 626 amino acids. Lineage: Eukaryota; Fungi; Basidiomycota; Ustilaginomycetes; Ustilaginales.
AUGUCUGCCACCGACGACAUCGAGGAGCCGCCACCCCCGGUUACCAUCUUGCUGUUGCGCUCGCCCGUGUCCAUGUCCAAAGGCACCGAUCCGUAUCAUGACGCCUUCGGCUCUUUCUGUUUGCCAUCCUUUGCAACCUCUGCCCUCGAAUCCGGAACUUCGACACCACUACCAAGCCUGUCCACAGGCUCAAACCCUUGCCUCUCUUCCACUGCGGAGAAUGGCGCACUCGAUCUCAUCAAAACAGCUCUGUCUCAGCAGGCAGCCGUCGUCGCAAGCUCUUCCAAUAAACCUUCGUCAGACAACGCAUCAUCCACCGCGUUGCCAUAUUCAGCAACGGGCAGACGCAAGGGCAAAUUCAUUCACGACCAGCCUCGUCUCAUGACACAUCACCUUUCCUAUCUCACAGACGCAAACGGCAACGAGGUCGAGAUCGAGUAUUGCGUCACCUCGUUCCCCAUCCUCACCCACAAGUUUGUCAAUCAAGAUCUCUUUGUUGACCGUCUCUUGCAUGGUUCUCGCACGCAUGACACCGACACCGCCAGUCCGUAUCGCGGCAUGAUCGUCACCAGCCAACGCGCCGUCGAAGCAUAUAUCUCGGCUGGCGUCAAGGCGCAGGAAACUCUCCGCUCCAAAAACAAAACUUCGUCCAGUUCUCCUACCCCAUGGAACCGCGUGCCUUUCUUUGCCGUGGGCCCUGCCACCUCUUCGGCGCUGCGCAACGUUCCUCUUGCACCAUGGCUGCGUCCACGCCUCGUCAUGGGCGGCGAGGCGACCGGUACCGGAGAAGCGCUGGCCCGCUAUGUCGUGCGUCACUUUUCCUCGCCGUCUAUCUUGGUUCAGAACUCUGUUUUGCUUCCGGCGGAGCAGACACCCCCACUCCUCUACCUGGUCGGCGACAAGAACGCUUCCACUGUACCCGACAUGCUCUCCCAAGCUUCACCACCCGCUGGCCCCAUCCCUUUUGAGGAAUUGCAAGUGUACGAGACGGCCCCUGAUGAGCACUUUGCUGAAGGGUGCGAAGUGCUUGCAAGGACGCUGCCUUCAGUCGUCUCGAGACCUCCAAGCCGGCGUCCAAGUCAUGGCAGCAGGCGCCCAAGCGGUGGAAGCAUCACCUCGAUAGAUCGUGCUGCCUCUUUGUCCAGAAGCGCCAACACCAGUCGAACAUCGAGCGCCGAUGAUCUCCGCGCACAAGCCAGGAGUUGCUCCGAGCUGAACCGCAACUUCUCGACUACGCCGCAUCACCAGAAUCUGAGCCAUGUUCCUUCCAUCGGCACUCCUCUAGGUGUCAGCACCAUGACGCACACCGAAGCUCCAGCCCAUACACGCCUCGAAAACCUCGCUACUCCUGCAGCUGCAGGUGCCUCGCCCCAGAUGAUUGCUUCGCCCGCCCGUAUCGAACCGGAGCCUAUCAAUCCGAUCGAGGAAGAGCUGGUGCUCAAGAUGCUGCGGUCCAAGGUAAAGAAUGCAGUCGCUGAUGCGGGUAGCAGCGGUGCCGCACUUUCGCGCAUUGCUCGACCCGACUGGAUCGUCUUCUUCUCGCCCAGCGGCGUCAAUUAUGCUUUGGACGAAUUCCGACGUCGCAAAUGGAUGGCGCCAGCCGACCAAGCCCCAGCGGCAGCAGCAGCAGCAGCGACGACCUACGAGAAAGAUAAAAUCAACACAACCACUUUCGUGUCUACCAAUGCGAACAAAAUUGGCAAAGCAUCGACAAGCGGCUCACGCAGGUAUCCACGAAUUGCGGUGCUUGGCAGCACCACACGUGCUUGGAUGGUGGAGAACCUGAGCAUCGAGCCAGACGCCGUCGCCACCAAACCUGGUCCUAAAGAACUCAAGGAUGCCAUUGAGGCAGUAGAACUGCGUCUUCGUUCCAAGACGUAA